UAGCUAAAGCUCAACACAUUCUAAUCUUGAAUCAAAAACAUAAUCCGAAAAUUUUGUUCUUACUCUUUUCUAAUGUUACAAAGUUCAAUAUUUUACCAAAAGCCCAUUUUUUUUGGUUCCUUACAAUUUUCAUUCUCUUAGAAAAUUAUUAGCAUGAAAUCUUACCUAACAAAGAAUUGUUACUUUUUGUAUGCAAAAAAUUUAUGUUAAUUUGAAUAUAAGUCACAUUGUAAGUGAUAAUGAAUGUGAAUGAAUUUUCACCACCCUUGUUUUAGAUAAAAACAAGAAUUAUGGAACAAUUUAGACAGAUUGGUGAGGCACUUGGAAGUUUGAAGGCUGUGAUGGUUUUCAGAGAAAACAUUCAAAUCAAUCAAAGACAAUGUUGCCUUCUGUUAGAUGUAUUCAACUUUGCAUAUGAAUCUAUUGCUGAUGAGAUCACACAGAAUCUAAAAUUUGAAGAGAAAAAUGGAAAGUGGAAGGUUCUUGAACAGCCCUUAAGAGAGAUUUACAAGAUUUUCAAAGAAGGAGAGGUUUACAUUAGGCAUUGUUUGGAAAUAAAAGAUUGGUGGGCUAAAGCCAUUACCUUGUGUCACAAUACAGAUUGUGUUGAGUUUUACAUACACAAUUUGCUUUGUAGCAUGCCUAUUGUGAUUGAAGCUAUUGAAUCGGCUGCUGAAACAUCAGGUUGGGAUCAAGAUGAGAUGCAAAGGAAGAGACUUAUUAACUCGAAUAAGUAUCGAAAAGAGUAUAGAGACAUGAAACUUUUCAAGUGGAAAUUCGGGAAGCAGUAUCUUAUUACUCAGGAUUUGUGCAACCGAUAUGAUACGGUUUGGAAGGAGGAUAGAUGGUUUCUUUUCAAUAAAAUCCAUGAAAAGAAAGUGUCAGGUGCUACAAAGUACGAGAAGAAAUUAGUCGAUUUACUUUUGAGGAAUUUAGAAGUAUCCGAAUCGUUGGAAGCGAAGCUAUUGCCGAGUUCCAUAUUGGUUGGGUCUAAGGAUUAUCAAGUGAGGAGAAGAAUGGGGAAUGGAAGUCAGUAUAAGGAGAUUCUAUGGUUAGGUGAAAGCUUUGUUAUAAGACAUUUUUCGGGAGAUAUCGAUGCUUUGGAACCUGAGAUCAAAGAACUUUUGUCGCUUUCACACCCGAAUAUAAUGGACUGUCUUUGUGGUUUUACUGAUGAGGAGAGGAAAGAAUGUUUUCUGUUGAUGGAACUUAUGAGCAAAACUCUUAGCACUCACAUCAAAGAGAUUCAUGGUCCAAGGAAGCGAAUACCGUUUUUGCUUCACGUGGCGAUUGAUCUUAUGCUUCAGAUUGCAAGAGGAAUGGAAUAUCUUCAUUUAAAGAAAGUGUAUCAUGGUGAACUAAACCCUUCAAACAUUCUUGUUAAGCCUAGAAGUACUUCUCCAGAAGGUUACUUGCAUGCCAAGGUAUCUGGUUUUGGCUUAUCUUCUGUCAAGGACUUGAACCAGAAAGGGAAUGCAAAUCAAAAUGGAACUCUCUCAUUCAUUUGGUACUCACCAGAGGUACUUGAAGAGCAAGAACAAUCGGGGGGUUCGUCGAUCUCCAAGUACACGGAGAAAUCUGAUAUGUAUAGUUUUGGAAUGGUUUGCUUUGAGCUUCUAACUGGGAAAGUUCCUUUUGAAGAUAGCCAUCUUCAAGGAGAGAAAAUGAGCAGAAACAUAAGAGCAGGUGAGAGGCCACUUUUUCCACUCAAUUCGCCGAAAUAUCUUAUCAACUUGACAAAGAAAUGUUGGCAUACUGAUCCGAAUCAACGUCCAAAUUUCUCGUCCAUAUGUAGAGUUCUUCGUUAUAUAAAAAGAUUUCUCGCGUUGAAUCCUGGUUACAAUAAAGAGCCAGAUCCACCAAUGCCACCUGUGGAUUACUGUGAUAUAGAGUCAGCAAUUUUGAGGAAGUUUCCUUCAUGGGGAAGUUCUGAAUCAUCGCCAAUAUCGAAUAUUCCUUUUCAAAUGUUUUCCUAUCGAGUUGUCGAGCGAGAAAAAAUAAGUACGUGCUGUAAGGAUAACUCGGAAUCUGGAAGUGAUGUUUCAGCCUGUGGCGACGAUCUUGUUACUUCUGGGGAUGAGCCCUUUCCAUCAGUAACAGAAAAGAAAUCUUCAGUUGGAGCUGAUAUUAUAAACAACAGGAGGCUUACACUGACCAGAAAAUCUCUAGAUUUGAGGAUGAAACAAUCAGGUACACCGAAAGGAAAAAUAGAUAGACCUCCACAAAUAUCACCUCGAUUACGAAGUCUGAGGAUUAAUUCAGAGAAAAAUCUGAUAUCAAGUCCGAGGAUAAUAAGAAGAGCAUCUUCUGGUCAUGUCUCAGACUCUGAGCUAUCUUAGAUCACAGCAUAUUCAUCAUCAGAUAGCUUCACCAAUUAUAAAACUCAAACUCUUCUUAUUUGCAAAUUUCAAGGAAGGACUCACAUAAAUAUUAACUUCAGUUAAUAUUAAUGAAUCCUUGAUAUAAGUAGUUUGUGAAUAAGGAUAGGAACAGAAAAAAGUUCUGUGACUGACUCCUUGUAUUUAUGCCACAGCAAGAGUCUCUUCAAUGCAUGAAAAUUGAAAAAAGUAUUCUUCCACCAUUUUCUUUUCCUUUCUGAUUAGGUGGAAAUAUAACCUGAAGAUUUCAACACUAUGGUGCUGGCUAGAAAACUCUUUCAAACAUAACAGAAAACUAAAAUGAAAAAUAGAAAAAGGUUCAACCGUCCUACCUUAGAUUGUGUUCUUUGACAGUCUUGAACAAAGAUAUUAUUUUUCAGGUAAGGGAGCCAAAAAGGGUCAUAGGGUAGGGAUAUAGAGUAGGUAGCCAAUAAACAUGCAACACAACUUUUGCACAAUUUUAUAUGAUGGUGUGUGUAUAAUUGACAUUUUAACCAUGAUAUCAAUAAUAGUUAGUUUUAGCACAUAAUGCAAAGC
This is a messenger RNA of Cicer arietinum (chickpea), 2915 nucleotides long. RefSeq lists its product as uncharacterized. Gene Ontology annotation, molecular function: protein serine/threonine kinase activity; ATP binding. The record is from RefSeq and is a predicted model, not a curated record. Gene Ontology annotation, biological process: protein phosphorylation. Lineage: Eukaryota; Viridiplantae; Streptophyta; Magnoliopsida; Fabales; Fabaceae.